This is a messenger RNA of Hibiscus syriacus, 366 nucleotides long. RefSeq names its product DNA-directed RNA polymerase II subunit 4-like. Gene Ontology annotation, biological process: positive regulation of translational initiation; mRNA export from nucleus in response to heat stress; transcription initiation at RNA polymerase II promoter. Lineage: Eukaryota; Viridiplantae; Streptophyta; Magnoliopsida; Malvales; Malvaceae. The annotation marks the transcript as partial. The transcript has 4 exons. The record is from RefSeq and is a predicted model, not a curated record. Gene Ontology annotation, cellular component: P-body; RNA polymerase II, core complex. Gene Ontology annotation, molecular function: nucleotide binding; translation initiation factor binding.
CCGAGUAAAAUUAUUAAAACCCACAAUAUUAUUGUUUCUCUUUUGUUAUGGACAGAAUUUUUGAAGGCCAAGUGUUUGAUGAAUUGUGAAGUUGCUUUAAUUCUUGAGCAUAAGUAUGAGCAGCUUCAGCAAAUGUCUGAUGAUCCCACGAAUCAUGUUUCCCAAGUAUUUGAGAAGUCACUGCAGUAUGUAAAGCGAUUUAGCCGUUAUAAAAAUCCAGAUGCUGUUAGACAAAUUCGAGAAAUUCUGAGUAGAUAUCAGUUAGCUGAAUUCGAGCUUUGCGUUCUUGGCAACCUGUGUCCUGAGACUGUCGAGGAAGCGAUUGCAAUGGUGCCUUUCAUCAAGGUAUGAAAUGCUAAGCACGCU